AUGGAUCCGGAUGGAUAUCGAUCUUAUUUUCGUGAUUUGCGUAAAGAACCACAGAUUUUAAGUCAUCGACAAGCAGGUGGUGGAGGAGUAAUGGUGUGGGCUGAAAUUGGAUAUUAUGGAAACACGGAAAUUAAGUUUAUGAGUGGAAAAAUGGAAAGUUCACAUUAUAUUACUUUAAUAGAUGAACAGUUGGAAAAACAUGCAGUAAAAAUUGUUCAGUGUGCGGCAAAGUCCGGUGGUUCAGUGGUGGAGCACCAUCCUUCUUACUGGGAGCAACCCUUCAACCAGCCUUACUUCGACAACACAACGAAGAGGGACACCACGACGACCGUCGGCCAAACCGCUUUCCUGCCCUGCAGGGUGCGCAAUCUCGGCGAUCGUGCUGUGUCCUGGAUCAGAAAGCGAGAUUUGCACAUCCUCACUGUAGGAAUUUUAACGUACACGACCGACCAACGUUUCCAGACAGUACACAGAGACGGAUCUGACGAAUGGACUUUGAAGAUUAGUUCACCGCAGCUACGCGACAGCGGAACAUACGAGUGUCAGGUCUCGACCGAAUCGAAGAUCAGCCAGGCUUUUAACUUGAGCGUCGUCGUGUCGAAGGCGAAGAUCAAUGGUAAUUCGGAGCUGUAUAUCAAGAGUGGAAGCGACAUCAAUCUGACCUGCAUAGUAUUGCAGACACCCGAGCCGCCGUCCUUCAUUUAUUGGUAA
Messenger RNA from Frieseomelitta varia, 711 nucleotides. Its product is annotated as limbic system-associated membrane protein-like. Gene Ontology annotation, cellular component: neuron projection membrane. Gene Ontology annotation, biological process: synapse organization. The record is from RefSeq and is a predicted model, not a curated record. Bases 1 to 711 code for a protein of 236 amino acids. The transcript is spliced from 4 exons. NCBI's taxonomy places the organism in Eukaryota, Metazoa, Arthropoda, Insecta, Hymenoptera, Apidae.